Strigops habroptila (Kakapo) is the source of this 3282-nucleotide messenger RNA. It is a transcript of the gene RAE1, whose product is annotated as ribonucleic acid export 1. Gene Ontology annotation, cellular component: nuclear pore. Gene Ontology annotation, molecular function: ubiquitin binding; RNA binding. The record is from RefSeq and is a predicted model, not a curated record. The transcript is spliced from 12 exons. Bases 122 to 1228 code for a protein of 368 amino acids. Gene Ontology annotation, biological process: transcription-dependent tethering of RNA polymerase II gene DNA at nuclear periphery; RNA export from nucleus. NCBI's taxonomy places the organism in Eukaryota, Metazoa, Chordata, Aves, Psittaciformes, Psittacidae.
GCGCGGUGCCCGCCCCUUGGCAGCGGCGCCUGCGCACAGAGCCGCGGCCUGUCCCGUGCUGCUGCCGCGUUAUCCGCUGGGCCGCGUCGCUGCAGGCAGCGGGCCUGCCCCUCGAGCAAGGAUGAGUCUGUUUGGAUCAACGUCAGGGUUUGGUACCGGAGGCACCAGCAUGUUUGGCAGUACAACUGCAGAUAACCAUAAUCCAAUGAAGGAUAUUGAAGUAACAUCUCCACCUGAUGACAGCAUAUCUUGUUUAGCAUUUAGUCCACCAACAUUGCCGGGUAAUUUCCUCAUUGCAGGAUCAUGGGCAAAUGAUGUUCGCUGCUGGGAAGUUCAAGAUAAUGGACAGACAAUUCCAAAGGCUCAGCAGAUGCACACAGGGCCUGUAUUAGAUGGCUGCUGGAGUGAUGAUGGGAGUAAAGUAUUUACUGCUUCCUGUGAUAAAACUGCCAAAAUGUGGGAUCUCAACAGUAAUCAAGCUAUCCAGAUUGCACAACAUGAUGCUCCUGUGAAGACAAUCCAUUGGAUUAAAGCACCAAAUUAUAGCUGUGUGAUGACAGGAAGCUGGGAUAAAACUUUAAAGUUCUGGGAUACCCGUUCACCAACACCCAUGAUGACAUUGCAGCUCCCUGAAAGAUGUUAUUGUGCAGAUGUGGUUCAUCCUAUGGCUGCUGUGGCCACUGCAGAAAGGGGUUUGAUAGUUUAUCAGUUAGAGAACCAACCUUCUGAAUUUAGAAGAAUAGAAUCUCCUCUUAAACACCAGCAUCGCUGUGUUGCUAUUUUUAAAGACAAAGUGAACAAACCUACUGGAUUUGCCCUUGGAAGUAUUGAAGGAAGAGUAGCUAUUCAUUAUAUCAACCCCCCAAAUCCUGCAAAAGACAAUUUCACUUUUAAAUGUCAUCGCUCCAAUGGAACAAACACAUCAGCACCUCAGGAUAUUUAUGCUGUAAACGGGAUAGCAUUUCACCCUGUCCAUGGCACUCUUGCAACAGUAGGAUCUGAUGGUAGAUUCAGCUUUUGGGAUAAAGAUGCACGAACAAAGCUAAAAACAUCAGAACAACUUGACCAGCCAAUAUCUGCUUGUUGUUUCAACCAUAAUGGCAAUAUAUUUGCAUAUGCUUCCAGUUACGAUUGGUCAAAGGGUCAUGAAUUUUAUAAUCCACAAAAGAAAAACUACAUUUUUCUGCGAAAUGCAGCAGAAGAGUUAAAGCCAAGGAAUAAGAAGUAGUGAGUACGAGUCUGACUGGUGUUACUCUACUGUUACUCUGCCAUUCCUGCCUCUACUCCACUGCUCUUCUGCCAUUUGUGCCCUAUUGCACCACGGUUCAGUCGAUUUGGGAUCGCUAACAUUUAGCAGGAACUGUAAAAAUUACAUUAAAUGUGUUCUGAGUUGCUGGAGAGCAUUUUUCAGAUUAGAUAUUCCGAUGUGUAUAGAACCACUGUCUGUUCCACAGCAAUAAUGAAAUUGCAACGAAAUCUAAAUCCGGGUUAGAUAUUCCUGCUUAGAAGUGCAACCAUUUGUAUCUAUGGAUUUAUUUUAUUAGUACUACAUUAAAAUAUGUUAAUUAUAAUAGUUCUGCAGAAGUUGUAUAAAGACUGUAUUUUUUUUUUGUAAGUACUCGAAUUGCAAAUAAUUCUUCUCAAAGGAGGCUUGUUAUUUUUCAGGGGUUCUUUCAUUGCUUUCUGGUUUUUAAAAUGGAAGUAUUGUCUGCUGUGUGCUGGGAAGAAAUGCCUUGCAAAUUGUUUUCCCUCAUUUUUUGGAUGAAUUAGGUAGGUAUGUAAGUGGCCAACAGCAGUGACAGAAACUCAAGACAGAAGAUGGGCACAGUGCAGGUUUUACUUCAUUUUUUUCUUGCGCUCCAGCAGUGGACAUGAUUUUUGAGCCAACGAUACUCAGAGUAGUUCAAAGGAGAAAUUGCCAGUUGUGCCAAGUGGUAUAUAAUAGCUCAGUAAUGUGAGCAAACCAUUAAAGGUUUUGUUUUGUUCAUGACCAAACCAACGUGUGCAAAAUACUUGUGGCCUAAACUGCUUUAAAACUGACACCUUUUAGACUUAAACGUUUUCAUCCCUUAACAGGGGGUUCUGGACUGAAUAAAAGUACUCAUUUUUGUGUUAAAUAGAAAAUAGUGCUGGUGAGUUUCAUCCUGAUCAAAAAUGCUGUGAAACAAAAUGAGUGGGUCUUUUUCUGACUUGAAUCUACCACUGUUUACUUCUACUAGCCAGUUGUAUACAUGCCAAAGUUUUCUUUUUAGAAGUGAAUGCUUGUUAUUCCUGUUUUAACUAUUGUUCGUUUGAUAUAAUGACUAAAUAAAACCGGGGGGAGCGCAUGUAUAGAAAUACCUGUCAUAUUGUACAAAUUCUCUGUAAAACUGUGUUGUAACACUUAUGGUUAUGGGUUCAUGCUACAUUUCAAAUAAAAUUUUUACUAAAUGCUUUUUUAUUUGGAAGUUCUGUUACAUUAACGCGGGUGAGGUGCUGUUCUUCACUUCUAAAAGCAGCUUCUUGUCUUUUCAUUGUAAUUCAGACAUAUUUGCUGAAAGUACUUUUCCUCCCACUGCUCAAGCUGGAAAUCUAAUGCAUUUUCCAGUUGCUGUUUCAUUAUGAAUGAUUCCUGGUUGGUGUCAAAGAAUGAAGAAGACUGGUAUGAAAGGCCUUUUGUUUUAUAGGAAUGAAUCAAGUUCCUUGCUAUCUCAACAGCCGAACACCUAACAAUGUCUUUAGUAGAAAUGAAUCAUACUGUCUUCAAACUCCAUAGCCACCUGCUUUAACUUCAGACUCUUCUCUUUAAAGUGUUCAUCAGUGGUUACGGGGUGGGUAUUGUUUGGUACAGUUGCAUAGUUGAGGAAAGUCCAUGAAAUGCACUCUCCUGUUGUUUAGGGAUGCUCUUUUCUGGGUUUUAUUUCUCAAGAUAAUGGGUUGUUUCCUGCUAAUUGUAUGCUUUAUGUGGUUUUAGAUUUCACAUUCAUGAGCUAUUUGUUUUCUUUAAGAUAGGAAAGAGUUCCCAGCAGUUAUACCAAGAGCUGGUCAUUUGCUCAAACAUUUCUUUUGGUUUUGUUCAUCUUUUCUUGGUUGAUAAUUUAAGAGUUGUGACUGUUAUGCAGUAACCUUUGCUUGUUAGCACAUUUUCCCAGACUUCCCAGUCAAAUGCCACCAAGCAAUUGCAGUUUCUACAUGAAGUGAAGAUCACUGAUGGCAAAAACUAAAAUAAUAGUAAUCUCCUGUGUGCAGAACUCCCACUGGUGUAAACAGGGAAGGAUGGGAUGUAGCAUCUGCUGCUUCUUU